AUGCCGUGGCUUGCACCGGCUCCUGUCCUUCCGGACUGGGUCUAUCACGCCCGGGGGCAGGAGCCGCCCGGUGACGACGUCGGCACGCGUGAGGCACUCGACGUUGAAGAUGAGACCGACGGCGAUGACGGCGAUGGCGCUGGAGAUGGCGCCGGGGGAAGAAGCUCGGGACGUGCUGCCCAUCCUGGCGCUGCGCCCACCUUUGGUCCCGAGGACGUGGCGCUAAUUGACGAGCUCCUACUCUCGGACCUUGUUGACGACCGCAUCGCUGCCAUGCGAGUUCUUGUCUACUACUGCAUCCAGCCGAGCUCGUACAUGCGCGCCAUUGAGGCGCUGCACACGUACCUGCCCAAGCUGCCCAAGAUCACCGAAAUGCUCGGCAGUGACCUUGCGGUCCUCGACGUUGUCAUGCACGCACUUGUCCACAACGCCCCGCUCCACGCCUACGUCAUAGUUCUUGUCUGCACCCUCAUCCAGACGGUUCCGAAUUGCGCCGAGUGUCUCGUCCAGCUGCGGCUCGUCGAGGAUGUGCUGGUGCCAGAGAUGGAUGACUUUGACCCGACCAACCAGGUCCACCAGCUGGUACUGGUUGUCUUUGCCGCAGUCGCCGGCUUGAACGAAACCGCACGGCGACUUGGCGACGACAUGGAAGUGGUCAUGGCUGCUCUCUACACUGCGCUUUCGGCAUCCCAUGACCAGGGCAGGUUGCCGGCAACUGCGCUGCAGUGCCUCGCCAAGCUCAGUGCGUCGGCUGAUGGCGCGCAGCUCGUGGCCGGCUUUCUUCCGUCCAUGCUCAACCGACUCCGUCCAGUAUUUACGUCGACCGUGUCAGAAAUGAUUGACCAGCUGCUCAAAGUCGUUGUUUCUGCUGCGCGCAUCGACCGCGCCGCCGUUGCUGCCAAUCUUGGGCGGCAGGUCUUCGACUUGCUCCUCCCACUGCUGGAUGUGUCUGCCAAUCCCCAGGGUCUCCGCGGCCAAGCCUUUGUGCGGUGGACCCUGGCGCUGCUCAUCGAGCUCUCGCCCCUCCCAGACGAGGUCUUUGAUCCGGAGGCCACCGACGUUGCUCAUGAAGUACUCGGCGCCAUCGCGAGCGUGCUGAAUGAGCGGCGAGUGACGGCCGGUCUUCCGCGGCGUCCACUCCGCCUCACUCCGCGCAGUUCGUCCGGUCGCGCGGGGCCCUCGAGUGACGCCCCGCCUCCACUCGAAGAGUCAGGCAGCGUCAAUGCCACCGACGCGGCCGCUACUUUUGCCGACCGUCUUGGCCACUGCUCGCUGCUGCUGGAGGCGCUGGCCCGGGUGCUGGAUCCAGACGAGCCGUUCUCGACGCCAGAGGCCCGUGAGGCUGCGCUCGAGUUUGUGGCCUCUGGCACAGCCUCGGGCCGGCUCUUUGCCCAGGCUGCGCUCGAGUCAUCACUCCUCCCGGCUGUCAUUGCACUUCUCCGCCGCGGCGAGGCUGCGGAGCGGAGUCCACGGGCGGCGCCGCACGCUGUCCUCGCGCUACUUCCUGGCUUGCUUGCUCCGCUUGCGGGCGCUCCGGGCGCCCGCGCAGUUGCCGCCGUCGAGUCGGCAGGCGUGGUCCCGGCCGUCAUCGAUCUGCUUCGCGCCACCCACCGGACGGUGGCAAGUCCUCAAGACCUGCUUCCGCUGAACAAGUCACGCUCCGGCCUCAUUCUCAGCCAUGGCUACCUGGUGCUUGACGUGCUCUCGAGGUGGAAGUGCCUCGCCGACGCUAUGACCGCCGCAGACCUCCCUGCGCUGCUCCUUGCGGUCGGCAACCUCAACGUGCCAGCGGGCCUCAAGCUACUGGGGCGGCUCUGCCUCGGCAACGACAACGAGUCGCACCCCUUGCUUGCCGCACAUGUCAUCGGGCCGACAGCCCGGUCGCUUGCUGCUAACCUCACCGAACCGUCCAGCAGCGACGACGCCGUCGCCAGCGCCAACUCGCUUGCCGUCGCACAGCUCCUCGCGCUCGCAUUCUUUCCUCGUCUCCGCCGCAUCAUCUGCACCUCGGCCGAGACCGGUGACAUGCGGCGGGCGCUUGUUCGGGCCUCCUGGGCUUUUGGCCACUCGUCGCUGUUGGCAGUCAACGUCCAAACCCUGCUCUGCACAGUCUGCCUCGGCAUGGCGGAAGCUAUCCGUGACGGGCACGACGUUGCUGACGACCCGCUCCUUGCCGAGCGCGCAGCGUCUGGACUUUCUCACGACACCACUGCCGGCCUUCUGACCUGGCUGAUCGGCGUCGGCGCACCGAGUGUCAGAGUCGCUCAUGCAGACCAAGUCCAUGGCGCGGUCGCCGCCGUCACUCGUGCGCUGAGGUUUGGAAACAUUGGCGGGAGCAUCCGGCUCGCGCUCAUGGCCGUCGUCGAGCCUGCUGUGGUUGUGGCGCUCGCAGCCCGCGCCGAGAGCCCGCGGCGGAGCCGCCCCGACACCGUCGUACCACUGACUGCAUCGAUGUGUGUCUUCGCCGACGGGCUGACCGCGGUUAAUCCCGGAAUGAUGACGCUGCAGACAUGCCGCGGAAGCCGGGCUGUGACUUCGGGCCGGUGGUACUACGAGGUGGAGCUACUGACCGGCGACGAGUCUGCAGAAGCCAGUGUGCACAUCGGCUGGAUCUCGACGUCAGCCACGCUUGGUAUCGACGAGGGUAUCGGUCAGGACGUCAACGAGCUCUCGUUUGGGUUCGGCACCUGGGGCGCGCGCAUGCUCGGCGGUGCGCGGCCGGGAGCGUACGGGCGACAGGCUCGCGUCGGCGAUAUCGUCGGCGUCGUCCUUGAUCUCGACGAGCGCUGGGCCGGCUUCUCGCUCAACGGCGAGUACCUCGGAGAGGCGUUUGAGCGUCUGCCGCUGCUGCGCCGGCCGUACGCACCGGCCGUCUCGCUGCGGAUGGGUGAGGGCGUCCGGUUCAACUUUGGCGAUUCGGCUGCUGGUUUUGCCUACCCUCCGCCCAUCCCUGCGGCAGCGCUUGGCAGCCGGCUCCAGCCUGGUCUCCAACCGCGGACCGACGCGAUCCGAGCCGUCGACACCAUGCCGCAGGCUUCCGAGCUCGCUGAUGCCUACUACCUCGAAGCCACGCUGGUGAGCGAUGUUGCAGACGGGACCGAGCGGAGCGCUGGCGAUGCCCAUGCGGGCCUCUCCUGGACGACCGAGGACGUACGGGUGACGUGGACCUGGGACGACUCGCUGGUGGUCGAGGCCGGCAGCGUGACUUCGCAGGCCCGGUUUGGCUACCGGCGGAAGCACGGUCGGCCUCGGCGUCAACGUCGCGACCGGCCUGGUCUUUGGCGUUGUCGACGGGGUCGUGGUGGCGAGCGCUAG
This is a messenger RNA of Thecamonas trahens ATCC 50062, 3315 nucleotides long. RefSeq lists its product as uncharacterized. Lineage: Eukaryota; Apusomonadida; Apusomonadidae. Gene Ontology annotation, molecular function: protein binding; ubiquitin-protein transferase activity. The transcript has 2 exons. Bases 1 to 3315 code for a protein of 1104 amino acids. The record is from RefSeq and is a predicted model, not a curated record. Gene Ontology annotation, cellular component: cytoplasm.